UUCCCGGGAAUAGCGACAGGGAGGCGUAAUGUGGCUGUGGAGGCUCGGCAGCGUCCUGGGUGCCUGGCUCUGCACGUCGGUCGCUCUGGUGAACGGAGCGGCGGCAGUGCCCCAAGAAAUGGUAAACGAAGAUGAAGUAUACUAUGAAAAUGGAGAGAAGGAUUUUUGUUAUGCAUUUUCUCAAAAGCCUAACUUCAUGGAUUCUUGGUCAACAGUCAAGGUGAAUGUAAAGAGUUCCGACUUAAUGGAGCUUACCUACCCUUCAGAAGAAAGUUAUUUUCAUGAACCAGACACACUGAAAGACUACAUUAAACAUUAUUACUAUCAAGUUAUAUCAUCUUCAAAUUCACCAGCUACUGAAUUCAUCAUAAAUAUUGAAUGCUGUGAUCGUAAAACCUGUUUCAAAGUAAAGCCAAAGUUGCCUGAUACAAUAUACACCGUUACAGUAAAAAGGCAGCAAUUCGAACCAAAGCUGAUUUUUCAGUUUGUGGCUGGAAUAAUCCUGUUCGUUUAUGCAAAAUCCAUUAGCAGGAAUGAAUUAUUUAAUUAUUGUGCAGGAUUUACUCUGGGAAUCUUUGCACCAUUAGUCCUCCUUCUCCACAUCUGUAAAAGAAUAAUUCGAAGAAGAACUUCCUUGUUGCUGAUGAUUGCAAGUUUUUCAACCUCUGCAUUUCUGAUUUAUUUGUGUCUUAUAAAUCAAUCUCAAUACAGGAAAUAUUUAUAUGGUUACCUUUUUGUGGUUAGUUGCCUUAGUUAUGUUAUUUGCGAAAGGCACAGGCCAUUAUCAGAUGAACACAGUAUAAAACUGCUCACCUGGACCCUACAGUUUGUAGCAUCAGUGUUGAUAUACUGUGGUGUUGCAUUCAGUCAGUGUGCCUAUACUGUCAUCAUAAUUCUGUUGUGUGGAAGCAACCUUCACCACCCAAUUAAUUUGAUCCGCUACAUUUACAGAAAAAUUAAACGAUUAUUUAAGAAGCGACAAGUUCGCUUCCUCACUGAAGAAGAGUACAAAGAUCAAAGUGAAGUGGCAACUAUAAAGGCUCUUGAGGAACUCCGUAGAUACUGCAAGGGUCAGGAUUUUCCUACAUGGGAAAUCGUAUCUAAAGUCAGUUCUCCAAAAAGACUUGCAGACUUCAUCCUAGGAGCUUAUCAUAUUACAUCAGAGGAAAUGCAGAACCAUGAGCAACACUACGGAAUUGGAGGUUCAUUUUUGGAAGCCCAACUCUUUGUCAGGGAAGAAAAUAAUCUUUCAGUCUCUGAGAAUGGGGAAAUGGCAGCUGCAGAUGGACGUGAAGUUGCUGUGAUAAUGAAUUGAUCUUGCUUCACUGACAUCUAAUUAAUAUUUUCAACUGUUAUUGUGAAUAGAAACUGGAUAAUACCACAAAAUUGAUAGCUUGAAAUGUCUGAGUACUAUCAUUACUGACUCUGAUAACUCUGACAACUGAAUGCACAGAGACCAAGGAACCUGUGAAUUGAGCUGCUUAAUGAUUACACAGAGUUUGUAUUUUUUAAGGAAAAGUUUACACUGAAUAGGUAUAGUUCAGCCUGAGUAGUCUUUGACUACACCAAUGGACCCUAUCAUUAUUGAAAGACUUUUGGUUGAAGUUGAGGCACUGAGGCCCAUCUACACCUCAAGCACCAAAAUGACAUUAUCUGAACUGGAUGGCUUCAGAGGAAGAGAUUGUGGUCUUUCUACAGUGACUGCUAGAUUACUUCCCCUGAGUGAGAAUUUCUGUCUUUGAAAAUGGAAGAUAAAGCAACAAGGAAAACCAGGCAUCUGAUGUUCUUAUUACUAACAUUCAGGCAGUUAAUUGUAGGGCUGCAUUGAUGGGUUGGUUAUAAUCAGCAGUUCAGACCAUCUUGCCCUCAAUUUGUGUAACAAGCAGCUCCACAUGACAAAUAUAGAAAACAAGUUGUGUGGAAUUGAGGUGCAAACUGGAGGUUAGGUUAAUUGUGAUAUGUGUUGUAUUCUGCUUAAAUCAUUGUGUUACAAAUAUUGUUUCCUUGUCCAGGAUAAACAUUUUUUUUUAAAUUGUGGAAGCAAAGGUGAUUAGAUGAAUAUGUGAGAUAAUUAUUGUGUUUAAACAUGCAAUAUUAAUCAUGCAACUGACUUCAGUAUGCAAAUUUUAACAAAACGGAUUUCAGUUGAGCUGUACUGUGUAAUUUUGUUUAAUUCUACAUCCAACUCAGGUUUAAAAAAGGGCUGCUUUUAUCUGAAGAUUUAUAUGAAAAUUAAUUUGAAAUGGGAUUUAUUCGAAGUCACAACGAUCUUGUAGCCAUUUUAUUCAGUGCAAAGUAACAAAUGGUAUUGAAUGACCUGUGAACAUUGAAUUAGGAUUAUUUUAUGUAAAUGUACUUGCUUCUGUGUCGACAGGCAGAAUUUGCUUUCAAAUUUUAUUCAUUGCCAGGGGACAAGCACUUUGCCUCAUAAUGACUGGAAGCCUGCAGUGGAGUAUCGUGGAUACAAAAGCCAUUUUGUGAUUGUGGAGUUUCAAGCAUGUUUAAUUUUUUUUUGGUGCGAGGCGUAGAGACAAACAAAAAAAUGAAGAUUUUUUUUUCCAAUAUGGAAUUCUUCAUUCAAAAGAAUGCACGUAGAAAAAAAGACUGGAAUCUCACAGGAGUUCUUGAGCAAAUAAUGCUCAAAAUAUCUUUUUAACUCUGUUAUGAAGCUGUCUUUCAGAUUACAGUCAGUUUGAUGUAGGUGUUCUGCUGAUAAUUUGCCCAAAAUGUCCUGUUUGGGAAGUUCACCUGUUUUCAACUCAGAAUUUUUGUUAUGCAAAAUAGUAACACAAGAUCCCACUCCUGAACAUUUUAUGUAAAUAUUAAUAUUUUUUACAUGACAUUAUUCUUUUUGUGAGAGUUCAUUAUUCUUGGGGAAAAAAAACUAUUUACUUGUUGAGCUUAUUCAAGCAUAUUUUAACUUUAGAUGUUCAUCUAUCGUGUCUGUAUAUCCUGUAGUUUUUGUUAGAAGUGAUGUCUAAGUUGGAAUUUAACUCCCAAGUGAUAUUUUAUUAUUUACAAGUAAAUAGGACUACAUUUCAUCUGGCCUGUUAGCUGAAUAGAAACCAUUAUUGACAUCUCUUGUGAAAAGAAUUUAUCAUUAAUUGUGCAAGACACUUCAUUAGUGUCUGACUUUGAAGAAUGUAGAGGAAUGAUUAUAUGGGUUAAAUGUAUGUGGAAGUGUUAAGAAUGGCAUUUAAAGGGGAAAAAAUAAUUUCAAUGAUAAAUCUUGCUCUCAAGGUUAAUACCAUCUGGAUUCCAUGUAUAAAUUUAUUAUUGCUAUUAAUUAAAAUACGACCACCUGGUGAAUAUUGUUCCGAGACCCAGCCUAUUGUAAAUGAAUGAAGUGAUAGUUUGUGUUUGUCCAGAUUGGCUAAACCAAAGUUGCAGCACCAGCUGUUAAGUUCAGGAGAGGGCACAAGGAACAGGUAUUCUUCUGAAGAAGUUUGAGGUAAGAGCUCCCUCAUGUGGAGGCACUCGAAAUGGACUCCUGUACUAUUGUUAGAACAUUUCCCAUUUAUAUCAAUGGACUGGACAACUCGAGGGUUUUAUUAAUGCAAUGUUAGUGCUUUUAUUUUGAGUUAAUACCCCAUCAUCAUCUUGUUUGUCUUGGUGUAAUUGUCUAUACCAGGAUGUAUCCAAUCUAAGAUAAGUACAUGAUUGGACUGGGUUUUUAACUUUUCAUCAAGACCGGUGCUUUAAUAUUCAAAGGUAUUUUAGAGUAGUUUGUUUUCUAACUCUUUAUAUCUGUAUUAUUUUAUUAAAAAUUGCAAUUAAUUUAAAUUGCUUGGUAAAAUGUGAUC
This is a messenger RNA of Rhincodon typus (whale shark), 3803 nucleotides long. It is a transcript of the gene nemp2, whose product is annotated as nuclear envelope integral membrane protein 2. Bases 29 to 1315 code for a protein of 428 amino acids. The record is from RefSeq and is a predicted model, not a curated record. NCBI's taxonomy places the organism in Eukaryota, Metazoa, Chordata, Chondrichthyes, Orectolobiformes, Rhincodontidae. The transcript has 9 exons. Gene Ontology annotation, cellular component: nuclear envelope.